This is a messenger RNA of Manihot esculenta (cassava), 794 nucleotides long. RefSeq lists its product as uncharacterized. Lineage: Eukaryota; Viridiplantae; Streptophyta; Magnoliopsida; Malpighiales; Euphorbiaceae. The transcript is spliced from 2 exons. The record is from RefSeq and is a predicted model, not a curated record. Bases 22 to 576 code for a protein of 184 amino acids.
CGUGUCAUCUUCUGAGAAUACAUGGUAGAAUCUCACUAUCUGACUCUUCUGUGGAUUUGGGAUAAGAGAGUUGCCAAAAUCCAUUGGCUGAGGAGUUCUCACUCCUGCGAUCAAAUCACUGGGGCUUUCUUCAAUCGAAUCCUUCUUUCGAUGCAAAUGGAUAUGCAAGCUCAUCUCUCUUAUAGCUUCUCUUCGUCGAGAGUAGGAAAAUUUUCACCUCCUUCCUUUUCUAAUUACUAUCCUCUCAGACCAUUCUGCUCACGAGAUCAGAAGUCCCGGGACCCCAAUCCAGACGGCGGCGACAAUGGUGAUAAAUUCUCAACAGACUGGGAUAAGGCCUGGUCAAACUUCAGAAAACAGGGGAAGAAAACCCUCUUCUCUCAGUUCUCUCCGAACAAGUAUGUGAGUUGGAAUCCUAGGCGGUCAGAUUACCCUCUAUCUGAAGAGGUUGAUCCUAUCAAGAGGACGGAGAGGUCGAACCUCAUGUUAUGGACCAGUCCAAGGUUUACUCUAGUGGGGGCCAUACUAGUAGUCACAUUUCUUUUGGUCUACACCAUUCUUUAUCCAAUUAAAUGAUUCAACUAAUUUCUGUUCCGUCCAAGAAAGUUGGCCCUGUUCUGUAAAAAUAUGAAGCAUAUAAAGAAAGGGGCAAAGGAGAGUGAGUUGCAAGUAAAUGCAACUACUUAAUAGUUUUUCUUUUUUCAAUUUUUCCUGGUCUGUUGCAAAUAUUUUUGUGCUUCAUUGAGGUGUAAAACUUUCAUUGUUGCUAAAUGUAUUAAUUUCCAAUUAUUAAU